Messenger RNA from Kluyveromyces marxianus DMKU3-1042, 1641 nucleotides. It is a transcript of the gene PHO8, whose product is annotated as alkaline phosphatase PHO8. Gene Ontology annotation, molecular function: alkaline phosphatase activity. NCBI's taxonomy places the organism in Eukaryota, Fungi, Ascomycota, Saccharomycetes, Saccharomycetales, Saccharomycetaceae. Gene Ontology annotation, cellular component: fungal-type vacuole membrane. Gene Ontology annotation, biological process: dephosphorylation. The record is from RefSeq and is a predicted model, not a curated record. The coding region runs from base 1 to 1641 and encodes 546 amino acids. The transcript has a single exon.
AUGAAUUCAGAACGUACUGGGUUGUUGCCAGGUGGCAAUAAGACUGCCAAACGUGGUUUCAGAUAUGUUAUCAUGGGUGUGGUUAUUGUUUUGGCAGGAUUGAUGGUUGUAGCACACAAUUUCACGCUAAGAACUCAUCCAGAUUCGAUUUCAAAGAAGAGAAACGUGAUAUUCUUUGUUUCGGACGGUAUGGGUCCAGCGUCACUCUCAAUGACUCGUUCUUGGCAACAGCAUAGCCAAGGGCUUCCAUUCAGUCAUAUGUUGAACUUGGAUAAGGCAUUUAUCGGGUCUUCAAGAACGAGAUCUUCGAGCUCCCUUAUCACUGACUCAGCUGCUGGUGCAACGGCCUUUUCGUGCGCUUUGAAGUCAUACAACGGGGCCAUUGGUGUCGAUCCAGACAAGAGACCUUGUGGUACGAUACUUGAGGCGGCGAAGCUUCAAGGUUACAUGACUGGUAUGGUUGUGACCACCAAGAUUACGGAUGCAACACCAGCAGCCUUUUCUGCACAUGCGGAUUAUAGAAGUAUGGAAAUGUUGAUUGCGCAACAACAGCUUGGUGAGUAUGAGUUGGGUAGGGUUGUGGACUUGAUCAUUGGUGGUGGUAGGACUUUCUUCUAUCCAAGAGGCGCAACUUCCUCUCCAUAUGGGGUUUCUGGCUCUCGUACCGAUGGUCGUGAUUUGAUUAAAGAGGCUAUUGCCGAUGGCUGGCAAUACGCUGGUGAUCGUAGAUCAUUCGAUGCACUAGAACAAGGAAAGAAUGUGAAAUUGCCAUUAUUGGCCCUUUUGGCGGACUAUGACAUUCCAUUUGAUAUUGAUAGAUUGGAUUCCGAGCAUCCAUCUUUGAAAGAGGAAGCCAUAACUGCUAUUAAUGCCUUGACUAAGGCGACCGAAAAUUCAGACAAGGGUUUCUUCCUACUAAUUGAGGGUUCUCGUAUUGACCAUGCGGGUCAUUUGAACGAUCCAGCUGCUCAGGUUCGCGAAGUUACUGCAUUCGAUGAAACUUUCAAGGCUGUCGUUGAAUACGCUAAUAACUCUGACGUUGAGACUGUGAUACUUUCAACAUCUGAUCACGAAACAGGUGGUUUAGUGACUGCUAGACAGGUUACAGAGAACUACCCAGACUAUAUCUGGUAUCCAGAAAUCUUGAGAAAGGUACAGCAUUCUUGUGAAUAUUUAGCUAAGAAACUGAUCCAACAAAAGCAAUCCGAUUCAAAACAUGCAUUGGCCAAGUUCAUUGAAAAGGAAAUUGUGGAGCAAGGCUUGGGAAUCGAAGACUACACAAAGGAUGAUAUCGAUGAGAUUGCAAGUUUAAUUGAUACUCCAGGUAAGUUGAUGGACAAGUUGAACAACAUGGUGUCGGUUCGUGCCCAAAUCGGAUGGACCACUCAUGGUCACAGUGCUGUUGAUGUCAACAUUUAUGGAUUCUCCAAUAAAAAGGCCUCCAAGUCUGCCAUUCUAGAGAACCUAGGUGGUAAUCAUGAGAACACCGACAUUGGGCACUUCAUGAAGGAGUACCUGGGUCUAGAUUUGCAAAAAGUCACAGAAAUGUUGGAGAACACUACACACACUCAAGACAUUGUAUCAGCAGCUGAACUUGACUUUGAGUAUAAGCCAUCCUUCUUACAAGAAAUGCUAGAUUAA